GUCCACCUAGUGGACUGUCUGCUUCUGCCGCCUCCGAUUGGUUGGAGCUGUAAGAGCGAGACGGAGGCAGGUGCCAGUCUCCUUCUCGCUUGUAGAAUUCCAGCCAAUUACAGGCGGCCGAAAUGGACAGUCCAGUAGGUAGGCUCUCUCAGAAUACCCCCUUCUAAUGAUUGCAGAAUAAGAUGACAAAAAUUCCUGCCAGUAAAAUUUUCUUCCUGAAGCAUUUCUAGAACAUAGUUUACAGUGCAUGUUUUGUCUGGCCUUGAACUACUGCACUGUUGGAACAUGAUAUAGAUCAUUGCUCAGAACGAAUCGGAGGUAGAAAAAUUUGCUUACGGUGUUGGGUUUAACAUUUUGAAAAAAUGUGCUGUGAAUAGUACUUGUAUGUCAGUUUAUAUUGCUUUAUGUGCCAUAAAGCAUGGACUGACACCUUUGCCUUCAGCCGUUUUUGUGUUGUGCAGCCCAAUUUAUUAACCCCUCUGGUGUACAAAGAAAUUUAGCAGUGACUUGAAAAACUGUAGUUAGCAUCAAGAAGCUAAACUGUGUACAACAGCUAAAGCAUAGUUGGCACUAGGUAUGCCUGUCAUUUUGAUGUGUUUUCCGAUUCAUGUCAAGUUGCUCUUUUGCCGUACAUUGUGUGAAUUGCCAAUAUUUCUGAGGUAGGCUGUCUUUAGAGCUUACAGUGAAUUGCUCCUGGAACAUUCAAUUUUGUUUUAGUUUUAGCAAGUGUACGUAAACUGGGGUACACUUCACAUUAAUUUUCAUUAGCACAAUUCUGCUUUCACCGCAACUAUUGCAAACAUAGGGAGAGAUAAAUACAUAUAAAAAUAGUGAACUAGAGAUGCACGAUGCGUGAUGGGAGUUUCAGCGCAGAAGCAAUGAUAAACGUGUAAGACGUUUAAAGUUGCAGUUUUGCCCUGUAUGCUGAGCAGUGUUACUGACAGGUUGAGCAUUGUUAAGCAAUGCACAUCAAACACUUUUUGGAUCAUUUGUUGCAGUGGGCAAUAGUCACUGUAGCCUAACAUUGUUGCCUCGCAGUUCUUUUUAAGUCAGGCUUUGCGUACAGCCCAUCCACUGAAUGUGAUGGAGGUUACACACUUCUUCUUAAGUCAGGCUUUGCGUACAGCCCUUCCACUGAAUGCGAUGGAGGUUUGGUUAGACUGUUCCAAACGAGUCACAAAGCACAGUGUGGUAGGGCAUAUGUGGUCCACAGGUUUAUCUGGGUAUGUUCAUGAGCUUAAUGAAGGGGGACACUUAAAGAUUUCGGAGAUAGCCUUGUACUGUAGUGAUCGUUAUGUCCUGUGGCUGAAAUUGAAAGCAACUAAGAGUGGGGUGCAGUUCUCUCAUCUGAUGGAAGCUUAUUUUUGUGCAAGCUGCUGAGUGCAAACUAAUGCCCAUAGCGUGUGUAUAUCGGUGACGUGUUGGCAAUGCAGUCACUUGGCGUACACCUUUUUUUAGAGGAAAAGUUUGCAAGUGGCUAUGCUGGCCUCAUGGCAUUCUUCAGUGUUGGCGUGGUAUGUUUAUACAGCAGCCUCUGCUUAAAUAGAACUCGAAGAGACAGAGAAAAAUGUUCCAUUCAACUGAAGUUUAAUUUAGACGAAAGACAGAAAAAUGAUUACCCAUUAUCUAAAGUGAAAGGUUCUAAUGAUUUAAUUUUGCUGUAGGGAAAGAAAAACUUCAUUGUGUAGUGCUUUGAGUGACGCAGCUCAUUUUGCACAAGGCAUGUGUUCAUGUGCAAACACUUUUCCAUGAGUUCUGCACAGCCGUCACAUUCAAAUUAGUGCAGCAGACUUGCACCUGCACCUUGUCUUAGUCUGGCCCAAAACAGUAAUGCACAUUGGAAUGGUAAUAACUAUGUCAUCAUUAGCUAGCAUGAUGAUCUUUGCCACAAGAUUCAGCGAAUACGUUGUUAUGGAGCGAUCAGGAGUGGCGCAACAGAUAAUAAGUGAUCCCCUCAUUCUUCACGUUCGAUCAAACCAGUCACUCAUAUUUCAAUGGCAUGAAGAAAGCAUUAGUGGCAAACGUGACUGUUAAGUAAUAUGCCACCUGUCAUGCCAUGUUCCUCUUGAGGAAUAACUUUUUGCCUAUGCAUGAAGGAAGAAAUAAACUGGGCAACCUGAACAUCCAAGAGCAGCCAUUGAUGCGGCAUGCAACAGCGCAAAUGCCUGUUAGACUUCAUUUUUCUUAACUAUUUGGCAUCGCUGUCUGGCAUGGUGGUCAAAUUGCUUCCGCUUUGUAUGCAGUGUCAUUGCCGAUGGGUAGGGGGUAAUUGAAGUACCAGUUCUGAUUAAACGGAGCUUGCAAAAAGAAGCUUUUUGUUUAAACAAAGUUUAUCAUUGUUCCUGUGGAUAACCAACCAACAUUGGUCCCCUUGUUCCAUUUAUUCAGCAUUUCUGCUUAAAUGAGCGCUGUUUAUCUGGAGUCCACUGUAUCUACCACAAAGCUACGAGACAAUGACCUACAGCGGGAACACAACUGCCACGAUUGCAUGGAAAGUCUCCGUAAUGGCGACUUACGUAAUACAGGCCCAGUAUAUUAAGUUUCCUUUGUUCACCUUCGUUUUUAUAUUGGUGCUUUAGCGUCCAUCACGAUUAAAGACCACCUGCUAGAUGACUGAGACACUAGCCCUGCAAUGGAUGGCUGCGUCGGUGUGAUAUCGUUAGAAAAAGAUACAAGACUGCAGCCAUGUUUCAGUAGACUUUCCUUCAUCUCCUUAUUUGCAUCUUUCCUUCCAGCGCAUGAUACGGGCUUUUUGGAUAACCCCUGCCUGCCAGAAUUGACAGUGGCGGCUGGAGUGGCAGCGACUGCUACCAGGCCAUGCCCCGACCCAUUGCACUCGACGGCGGCGGCGCCACUUGGAGAAGCUAGGCACGUAGGGGAUGAACCGGCAGGGUCACAACAUAGCGGCCGCUGCUACAAGUGCCCGUUCUGCGGCAAGUUGUUUGAGAAACGGUGGUUCCUGCAGCGGCACGUUCGCAUCCAUACGGGUGACAAGCCCUUCCGGUGCCAAAUCUGCCCGGCGGCCUUCAACCAAAAGAGCAAUUUGGUGGUGCACACGCGGCGCCACACUGGCGAGAAGCGCUACCUCUGCCACUUGUGCCCGAUGGCCUUUUCUUGGUGGAGCUCAUUUGCAAAGCACUUGCAAAAGCACGGCGUGCAGGCGUCACCUCAGUUGAGGAAACGAACACCACUGGCGAAGCAGUGUUCAGACCACAAGCCUGAGUCUAACAUAUCGGCAGCAACGAGGCCUUCUAAGACCUUCUUGAAUGACAAAACGGACACAAGCUGCCACAAAAACGGUCACAACGAUGUCUACUGUAUCAUUGAGAAGGACAGCUACACGCAGCCACUCAGGUUCAGGUCGGACCUGGUGUUCGUCUCUCUCUCUCUCACCUUCAUCGACCGGCAGAGCUAUUUCCCGCCAUCUGUACCACAGAGUGCACCACCACCAGAGAUGCCUGAUGACUCUAAGUUCGACAACUUCAGUCAAGGCGACCAUCACCAGCAGGCCAGCUCUUUCGUGCCUGCGGACAAAGGCAACGGCUUGAUUCAGUACCGGUGUCUGCGGUGUCCUUACGUGACCACCCGGAGAGGCAACAUUCGUCUGCACCAAGUGACACAUUCGGACCAGCACCCGUUCCUCUGCCCGCUGUGCUUCAGGGCCUUCAAGCUACAUGAUGCGGCCUUUUCGGAUAGCUUCGGCCAACCAAAUGUGACAAGGGAGACUGGAGUGUCAGCGAAUGCCGCCAGGCCACGCCUCUCCCCAGCGCACCUUCGAGCAACUGCGGCGGCGCUUGGAGAAGCGCGACGCAUGUCGUCUGCAUCGACGGGGUCGCAGCUUAGCGGUGACCGCUACAAGUGCCCCUUCUGCAGCAAAGCGUUUGCGCAUCAGUGGCACCUGGGGCGUCACGUGCGCAUUCACACAGGUGACCGGCCUUUCCGGUGCCACAUCUGCCCGAUGGCCUUCAACCAGAAGAGCACGCUCAUGGGGCACCUGCGCCGCCACACGGGUGACAAGCCAUACCAGUGCCCCUUGUGCCGUAUGGUCUUCUCCUGGAAGAGCGCGCUUGUAAAGCACCUGCAGCAGCACGGCGCGAUGACAACGUUGCCUGUGCCUUAUUUUUGCUUGCCCUCGUUUUGUGAGCUGUCUCUAUAUGUAAGAAUCGGUACACAGCAGGUAGCGCGGCCUAUGCCUUCCUUCCCGUCCUGCCUUGUUGCUUCAUUCCUGCACAACACUUUUGUCUCACUGCUUGUUCUCACUCGUGACAUGUUUCCAAGAACAUUGUGUGCGCGCCCUCAUACCUUGUUUUUCUUGGCUGCUGCAGAACUGAGCCCUGGAAAUGCAGGAAUCGCAGAAUGUUCCACCUGGCCAGAAGUGUCGGCUGACCCACCUAACAUGCCACUGGCUGCUCGUGGGCGCCCCGCAGGUGUUGCGAACCAGCCACGCAUUCUGGUGCCAGAUGCAGGCAUCAUCAACAUCAACAUCAGGCCUUACAAGUGUCCGCACUGUGACAAGGGCUUUGCGGACCAGUGGCACCUGCGAAGGCACGUGCGGAUCCACACGGGUGAUCGGCCUUUUGCGUGCCCUUUCUGCCCAAUGGCCUUCAACCAGAAGAACACCCUCAUCGGUCACAUGCGGCGCCACACGGGUGAUAAGCCCUACCGCUGCCAGUUCUGCCGCAUGGCCUUCUCCUGGAAGAGCACCUUUGCCAAGCACGUUCAGCAGCAUGGCUCCGAGCACCUGCCGCUCCCAAUUAACUGACGGCUUUUGAAGGGCUUCAGCUAAGCCUUCUUGCUGUUCAGUGCUUCAUUCGUGAUGAUGAAAGGCUUUGUGAACAACAACUGCGCUAGCUUCCCGUCGCUGUGCCCGACGAAUCUCGGCCUCUCACCAUCAUCUGCGUGCAUGUGACAGUGAACAAGUUAACAUCCAGCCACAUAGUUUAGGAUGUCUUGUGCUCUACAUCUAAUGGCAGCCCAUAACAUUCUCUGAGGUAGAUCUCUCGGAUGCUGCGGUGCUUUAACUGUUACAGAGGCUUUGAGGCAUCUGCACAACCUUUUCAUAGUGACACGCCUAUCAAACCUUGGGGAGUAUUCAACUGUUGCGAGCGUGUGACAACAAACAGUUAUAUGUGGAGUGGCAUGGUUCCUGACACGUCACACUUGCCAGCAACUGAUGAGUAGCUAUCAGCUGGAGGAGUCCGGCUACCUCUUUGUGCGCUCCAGCCACAACCAGGAAUUUGCACAUGUAUAGUAUGUACGCAUUGAUAUUUUUUUCAUUGUGUCCUACAAAAAAGUCCUUUGUAAGAAAUUUUUUUUCUAGCUGCCUAAUAACUGGCAUUAAACAGGAAACCAGCUUCAAGCACUGUGAUGUUGUAAACAUGACUGAGCAGCAGGCAAAGAGUGGCAGUACUUGCAGUAACGGAAAAUAGGCCUUGCCUUCAUUUUGUCUGCGUUAUGUUGUGCUGUGUUUACCAAGUUACUGAAGAAAGAACAAGCUGUUUUGCAUUAGUUUUUUUGCUGCAACAUGUUCCUGAAGCAGUUACAGCAAACAAAUCAAGCAGCUUACACACAUAAGAGUGGGGCAAGCAAGUAGCUUUUGCUGUACUCUUGCUUACAUGGAAAUUCAAUAUAGUCUCCCUCACGUAAGAACAGAGAGAGAUUGACAUGUAGAGCACAUACUAUUUGCCGUGUUUACGAAUGUGUUAGUCCUUGCUGGUAGACUUGCAACAUCCCUGGAGUUGAUUCAUUAUUAAUUUCAGCACAGCUGGAAGGCAUAGGACGGAAACAAAGUGAACACACCAGCGCUCUGUGCAUUCACUUCGUUUCUGUUCUUUGCCUUCGUGUGUUGUGCUUCAGUUCAUAUAAUGAAUCCAGGCCAACUAGCCCGGCUUUAAGUUCUUAUCUCUGCUGUGCCUAAAUUGACAAACGUGCUACCUUUCCGCACAAACUCAGUUACCUGCGCGUGGAAGUUGAUUGCCAGCAAGAGUGGUUGUAGGUCACCAGCAGUUGGUAGCUCUGUUGUUCUCAUCUUUUGACUACAUUUUUUUUUUUGUGUGUAUGAAUUGCAACUGCACAUUCACAAGCAGUCAACGUGUGGCAAGGCCUCCCAGUAGCCGUGGCUGCAUCCAGAUGUGUCCUGAAGUAGAGGGCACCUGAAAGUAGCAUUUAUAAAUUUUUACUCAUUGAUGGCAUUUACACGCAAACAUUGCCCAGUACUGCAAUGCUUGCAGUGUGCAUUGCUAAAAAGACUGCUGCCCUCUGGAAAACGGGACGUUUAUGCAUCUGCCACCAGUAGGGACAUCAGGCAGUGUCAAACUCAUUGCUGUUGAUACAUAGUACACUAUCAGUGGCCUUGGGAAACAUCUGUUAAACCAAAUGUAGUGAACUGACCUUAAUAAUAAAAAAAAGCAACCUCAGGGGGGCAUUGAUUGUAACUAACUGAUAGUGUGGCCACUUCAAACACACUAUGUUUACUGACCCUGUUCACACCUUGCUGUGCACAGCUGCCAUCUGUGCAGUUCACUUAGCUAUGAAGAAAAAAUAAAUGCGGGUUGAGAAAAUCAGUUAAUCUGUCCUCGUGCUGAAUUCUGCUGACUGUCUAUAUAUCAUUCUCAGGAAAAAAGUAUGUCUUGCUGUUGACCUGAUGUACUGCACACCUUUUUCAAACGCACUUCACAUAUGAUGCCUAUUGUAUGUAUACACCAAUGAAUGUGGCUUUACUUGCUUUGGAAAGUGGGAAGACACAUGUGUGAUAGUUCAGCUUUACAUUAUACUCGCACUCUUUAUCUUUUGAAACCUGUUUUCAUCAUCCAACUGCAUUCUUUCAGGUUGUAUAGGUUUUUAAGAUAUUAUUUUAUUCAGCAGAUGCGUGUGCUACCUAUUAAUUGACAGCAGCACAUCAUGUGUUGACAAAAUCUGGAUGCACUUUAAUCACUGCAACAACCUGCUGCAUUAAGUCAGUCAGCAUGUCAGUACUGACUGACUUGUCACAAGGUCAUUGCAUCGUGUCUAUAGUGGCCACAUUCGAGUGGGGGCAGCAAAAGAAGAAAGCUUAAUGUUGUUGUGAAAAAUCUGUAGAUCGUUUGAAUCGACUCAAAGGCCCCCGCUCAGUGUUCCUUGUAGACUGAAGUGCAGCGGUCUUUUGUUCAACCUCGUCGGAGAUUGUUGAUUGACUUCAACAGAAUUGCAUUUGCUGGUUUUACUUUGCACACAUUUUUUACACAUUCCUUUUGUUUCCUUGUAACAUGCAUUUUUAUUGUGUUGACAUGAUUAUGUAUGCACCACAGGGUGUCAUCGUCAUGCCAGUAUACAUACAUUAAAAAAUAUUUAAUCUUAAUUUAAUGCAUUUAGUCUUAUCUCCAGUCAGGAGCUUUUAAAAAGCCCACCUUAUUAAAGCUUCCUUAGCAGGAAGUUAUGUUCCUGUUGAUUCCUAUUUUAUGACAGUGGUGUGUGUAAGAGCACUGCAACUAGACUUUCAGUCAUCAGCCUUUUAUUGUACACUCAAGACAAGCUUGUGAGAUACUGUUGCAUAGAGGAACAUUUACAUAUAUUGAUAUAUUCAUCAUUAUGCAUCUCAAGCGUUGCAAACAUUUUGUGAUUGCACAGGUCGGCAUUGCUAAAUGAUUAACAUAUGUAGAUGGCACAUUCCAUUGACAAUGGCUCCAGCUCUUCUGCAGCCUUUGCAACAUUUUGUUGUACAGUUGAGUUUAUGAUGCUACUACAUGAGACGAAAAGAAUUUGUAUAAAUAGCAUUGUGAGCUCCAUAUUGUUUAUGGCACGAGGGGUGCUGAAGUCUGCACUGGCAGGAGCACGUGUGCUAUGCUUUUUCUUGCAUUUUUUUCAUUGUGGUAUUGUCAUGACCAUGAAAACAAGCUGGUGUUUUUCAUGCAUUGCGACAUGCAGACUUGCUGUUUAGAAUUCAUUUAUGCUAGGCUGUUUCCUUUACUCUUGUGUCUGCACACUGUUUCAAAACCAUUACCAGCAUCACUCAGAUGAGUGGCAUUGCAUUUCUUUAUGGAAAUGCCUAUUGUCAUGUAAGGUUUCAUUCUGCCUGGUUAGCUUUAGACAGGUGUACCUGUUAAGCCUAGGGCCACCCUUAUGACAGUGGGAAACAUGCAUAUUCUGACUUGGGGUAACUUCUUUGGACUGCACCUUUUGGCACUAAGUACGGUUCACUUAUCUUGGUCUGCACACUGUUUGCACAAUGUCUGCACACUGUUUCAAAACCAUUACCAGCAUCACUCAGAUGAGUGGCGUUGCAUUUCUUUAUGGAAAUGCCUAUUGUCAUGUAAGGUUUCAUUCUGCCUGGUUAGCUUUAGACAGGUGUACCUGUUAAGCCUAGGGCCACCCUUAUGACAGUGGGAAACAUGCAUAUUCUGACUUGGGGUAACUUCUUUGGACUGCACCUUUUGGCACUAAGUACGGUUCACUUAUCUUGGUCUCAUUCUCCCCCAUUCCGCUGCCAUGUGUGGGGUAUCAAACCGGUUGUGCUAAACUGGUUAACCUCCCUGCCACUCUUUCCUUCCUUGGAUUGUGUAUUUCAUUUGAGGACUAGUCUUGGUGCAACAUGUCCGUCUGCUGAUGUCUGCGACGUGCAAUUUGGAAUUCAGAAGCAUUUGUAUUGUUCGAUAUUACACUUAGAUGACAAUGUCGGCUCGUUUGAUAAUGUUAACUCGCAAUCACUCAGCCCUGCUUAUCACUACCAAUUCCUCUGGUGUAGUUGUUUUUUUCUAGUUUGAUAAUUGGUGCUUGUUGUCAGUGUUCAAUUUUGACACCGAAAGUCUGUGAAUAAAACUCAUUUAUGA
Molecule: messenger RNA, 8804 nt
Organism: Dermacentor silvarum
Lineage: Eukaryota; Metazoa; Arthropoda; Arachnida; Ixodida; Ixodidae
Product: zinc finger protein 182
Exons: 6
Coding region: 2633-4762 (709 amino acids)
Biological process (GO): regulation of DNA-templated transcription
Molecular function (GO): DNA-binding transcription factor activity, RNA polymerase II-specific; RNA polymerase II cis-regulatory region sequence-specific DNA binding
Source: RefSeq, a predicted model, not a curated record